Molecule: messenger RNA, 1385 nt
Organism: Lampris incognitus (smalleye Pacific opah)
Lineage: Eukaryota; Metazoa; Chordata; Actinopteri; Lampriformes; Lampridae
Gene: pts
Product: 6-pyruvoyltetrahydropterin synthase
Exons: 6
Coding region: 456-893 (145 amino acids)
Biological process (GO): tetrahydrobiopterin biosynthetic process
Cellular component (GO): mitochondrion
Molecular function (GO): 6-pyruvoyltetrahydropterin synthase activity
Source: RefSeq, a predicted model, not a curated record
UAACAGCUUUAUUUCAAGAAUCAAAGCUUGAGCAACACUGAUGAAAUAAACUAUAACGUGAUGUCGUGUCUUACAAUGUAAUCUAAACAAUGAUACAUUUUAUCCGAAUUAUAAACGCAUAUCCGUUUCUCAAGUCGGGCGUUGAGGGUGGUUUUGUCGCACUGUUAUUUUUUUCUUAAUUUCAUAAUCAUGACGAAACAAAAACGCCUGGUUUGGACGUUAUAAGCCGUCCUCGGCGAACGGACGUUAUGAAUGAACGUCGUUACGGUUUGUUGAAAUCCCGAGCAUGCGCGCCACACGCCCGGAUGUAAACCAAUGGCAUCGCCGGACGGGCGCUAAAAGGCCGGGCUCCUCUUCCUCCCAUGUGUCGUAUUCCCUGUCGUGCUUAGCGGGUCGAGGGGGAUUCUCGUUCCCGGUAAACCGCCCGUCAGCUGUCUGCGGAGAAGAGAGCCGCCAUGGCCGCCCGGAGGGACGACGCGGAGCGGACGGGCUACAUCACCCGGGUCCAGUCUUUCAGCGCCUGCCAUCGGCUGCACAGUGUGAAGUUAAGUGAUGAGGAUAACAAGAGAACAUUUGGAAAAUGUAACAACCCAAAUGGCCAUGGGCACAACUACAAAGUGGAGGUGACAGUACGGGGAAGCAUUGAUCGUACUACAGGCAUGGUCAUGAACCUAACAGACCUCAAAAAGUGCAUCCAUGAGGUCAUCAUGAUUCCACUGGAUCAUAAACACUUGGACAAGGAUGUUCCAUACUUUGCUGAUGUCGUCAGCACCACAGAGAACCUUGCUGUUUACAUAUGGGACAACAUGGUGAAGGUCCUCCCACCCAAUCUACUCUAUGAGGUUAAGAUUUACGAGACUGACAACAACAUCGUUGUAUAUCGAGGAGAAUAGUCCUCUGCCCUGCUUCUGUCAUCUCGCUAAGUGCUCAUGCUAUACAAUUCAGUAUUUAGAUUGACGACCCUGUACCUGUUAAGUGCCAUUUGUUUGCCAACUGAUGAUACUCGAUGGUAAGCCCUACCCUUUUGUACAAUAAGUUAUAGAUCUUUAUACAUUUGUAAGAUAGUGAUGCUUGGCAAGCAAAGUGGGAGCAUAAUUUGAUCUCCAUUGAAGUUUUUUUUGGAUGAAAACUACCCAGAAGACCAUCUGGUUCCUGCUGGAAAAUGGUGACGUCCCAACAAGAGUCAACACAUGAAGUCGGCACAUGAAGUCAACACGUGAAGUCAACACGUGACUUGAGGGGUCCAAUUUAAGAAGUUUAGUACAGUUUAUCUUUGAUUGGCAGCACUAGAUGUCAUCUUGUUGAAUACAUUCCAACUUUUGCUAUAUUUCUUGCACACUUUUCAGUUUUUUGUCAAUAAAUGUUGAUAAAGGUGUUUGAGAAAA